This is a messenger RNA of Acanthamoeba castellanii str. Neff, 1590 nucleotides long. RefSeq names its product Transmembrane amino acid transporter protein. The transcript is spliced from 6 exons. The record is from RefSeq and is a predicted model, not a curated record. Gene Ontology annotation, biological process: amino acid transmembrane transport. Gene Ontology annotation, molecular function: amino acid transmembrane transporter activity. Lineage: Eukaryota; Discosea; Longamoebia; Acanthamoebidae. Bases 1 to 1590 code for a protein of 529 amino acids.
AUGUUGAUGUCCCAGAGCCACGACCGGGUGCUGGAGCUGCAGGGCAACCCGUGGGUCGCCAUGCAGGAAGGCGGCCAGGUGUGCGGCAGAGGCAGGAGCAGCUGCGCCGACGUCGACUCGCUACUCGCGGGCGAGAAGCUGCCGCUCCUUCAAAACCUCCACAACAGCAGCAACAUCAACGUCAACAAGAAGCACAGCAACGCCUCCUUCUACACCCCGCCACCAUCUUCCCUACUGGGCUCCAAAGAGAUUUGCGUAGCCGGUGACGAAGAGACAGCCUUCGCCUCCACCCCACAAACCACCACCAUCGCUACCACACAGCCAUGGUACUUGCUGCCCAAGGGCGGCGUGGUGGCGUCAACCUUCCAGAUGCUCACCUCUACGAUUGGGUCGUCGUCGUUGACGCUGCCGUUCAUCUUCAUGCAAUUCGGGCUGGCUUCGGGCGUGGCGUUUCUGCUGCUGGGCGCGUCGCUCACCUUCUACUCCUACCACCUCCUCGUCUCCGCCCUCGAAGCCACCCACACCACCUCCUACGAAGAGCUCGUCGGCAAAGUGCUCGGCAAGCGCAUGGAAAAGGUGGUGAAUGUGAACAUCAUCAUUGUGUCGUGGGGCAGCGCGAUCGGCAAGUUGAUCAUCGUGGGCGACGUGCUGCCCAACUACCUGCGGCUCUUCCUCGGGGUCGACCUCGGCGACCUGGCCUACUCCUGGUCGCCCGCUCCUUCCUCCUCGGCCGCCGCCUUUCUCACCGAGCGGUGGUUCCUCAUACUGGCCUUCACCCUCGUCGUCAUCCUGCCGCUGGCGCUGGUCAAGAACCUGUCAUCGCUGCGCUACGUGUCGUCGCUGGGCUUCGUCUCGAUCUUCUUUUUGCUGUUCAUCAUCCUCUUCCGCUCGUUCGAGCGCUUCGCGCUGGCGACGGAGUGGGACGUGGUGCGCGACAAGCUGGCGUGGGCCCACUUCGACUCGCCCGCGCUGCUGCCGCUGCUUCCGAUCAUGUUCUACGUCUACUCGGCCCACAUCUCCAUCUUCCCGCUCUACCAGGAGCUCCAGCCCCAGGACGGCAAGCGCAUGCAGCGCAUCCUCUUCACCGACUGCGUCAUCCUCUUUCUCUUCUACUCUGCUCUCGGCGUGUGCGGCUAUCUGUCGUUUCUGGACGCGACGAAGCAGAACAUGCUGAACAACUACCCGCUGGGCGACAUUCUGCUCCAGGCCGCGUCGUUCAUCUUCACCAUCGCCCUCAUCACCAGCGUGCCCUUCUUCACCACCCCGUGCCGCACCAGUGUGGACUACAUGCUCUUCGGGCCGAGCGAAGGCCCGCACGUGUUCCGCGAUGUGCUGGAGACCCUGGCGAUCAUCUUCCUGCUGGUGUUCGUGGCGAUCGCGGUGCCCAACAUCACCACCGUGUUCGGCCUGCUGGGCGGGACGUGCGUCAUGUUCUGCGGCCACAUCGUGCCAGCGCUGACCCACCUCAAGGUGUCCGGCGCCAGCUGGCGCGACCCGCACACCUACCUCUCGUCGCUCCUCAUCGCCAUCGGCCUCUCCAUGGGCCUCAUCGGCACCGUCUCCAACCUCUACCUCAACUUUCUGCGAUAA